This is a messenger RNA of Drosophila mojavensis, 3986 nucleotides long. It is a transcript of the gene Cf2, whose product is annotated as chorion transcription factor Cf2. Gene Ontology annotation, biological process: regulation of transcription by RNA polymerase II. The record is from RefSeq and is a predicted model, not a curated record. Gene Ontology annotation, molecular function: DNA-binding transcription activator activity, RNA polymerase II-specific; RNA polymerase II cis-regulatory region sequence-specific DNA binding. Gene Ontology annotation, cellular component: nucleus. The transcript is spliced from 5 exons. NCBI's taxonomy places the organism in Eukaryota, Metazoa, Arthropoda, Insecta, Diptera, Drosophilidae. The coding region runs from base 474 to 2141 and encodes 555 amino acids.
AAUACGCAAAAGUAUCGAUGUCUUCGAUACUUUUUGUUGUACUUGUACAUUUUUCGCCAAAAAUAAUAAUAAAAGUGAAAAGUUAAUGUAUUUUUGUUGUACAAAUACAUAGAAAAUGUUGUUGAAUUGAUUGGCAAAUUUGCCAUAAAACGGCCGUAAUAAAAUAGAAGUGCAAUACGUGGAAACGCUGGUAUUGCUAGCAUGUUGAGCAUGUGAACAUGUAACACAGAAGAAACAUUUGAAUGCGAAUUUUCUUAGUUGGGCUACGCUUAACGAACUAAUUAAUAUGAAAUGCUGAGUUUUUGCCUGAAAAAUGCAUCAUUACAGAACUGGUGCCGCAGGAAAUACACGCGCAUACCUAAGCCGCUUACUAAACUAAACUAAAAGUAAAAAAAAACUACUCAGCAAUAAGAUAUAUUAAGCCUGCCUGACUGCUUGUCUGCCUGCCUGACUGCCACAGCUUGAAGAGAGAAAUGUUAAAGUCUAGCACAAACCCACAGGAAUUGCGUCUGCCACGCCCCGAGGAACACCAUCAGCCGCAUCCGCACACGCAGCAGGGACAGCCGACGCAUCAAGUUGCCGCCGUGAUAGCCAACAAUAUAACGUCUGCAGCAGCCGCAGCCGCCGCCGCAGCAGCAGCCGCAGCAGCAGCAGGAGGAGGAGGAUCAGCAGUAGUCCCCACCAGCCACAGCAUGGACACGCUUAAGACAACAUUUCUUCCCAAUCUGAGUAUGGAUCCGAAUGUCAUUAGUCCGCACUACUGCCCCAUGUGCCAUCAGCAGUUCGAGCGCAUCCAGCAUGCGGCCGAGCAUAUGCAGCUCUGCCAUGGCAUCUCACUCAAUGCCCAGAGCGCUCUCAUCGAACAGCAGCAGCAGCAGCAUCAACAGCAGCAGCAGCAGCAACAACAACAGCAACAGCAGCAGCAGCAGCAACUGAAGCCGCUUAGCUAUGCGUGUCCCAACUGUGAUGAUAAGUUUGCUAGCGCGCUGGAGGUGGAUGAACACCAUCGGCUGACGCAUCAGACGGCAUUUUUAGCGCGCUGCAUUGUGUGUAGCGUUUAUGGUGUCAAUUCUGUGACGCAGAAUCCCAACGAAUAUAAAUGCGCGCACUGUGGCAACGUGUUCAAUGCGGCGAUGUUGGCAACUGGACAGCAGGCGUUUAUGGAUCAUCAGGAGGCACCGGUGACGCCGGAUGAAAUGCCAGCUAUAGCGCCACGUGAUAUGAGACUGACGCCCGAAGAGCAGCAGCACCAGCAGCAACAACAACAGCAGCAGCAACAACAACAGCAACAACAACAGCAGCAACAACAACAACAACAGCAGCAAGUGCAACACCAUCAGCAGGAUCACCAUCACCAGCAACUCGAACAACAGCAACAGCAACAGCAGCAGGAGCAACAGCGACAACGUGAACUCCAGGAGCAACAGCAUCAGGAGGACCUGAGCGAUCCGUCAACGCAGAAAGUGCCGCCUCUGACAGUGAAACUGCUAAAGAACGGCACUGGAGCAACAGUAGCACAUCCGCAGGUCAUCAUUAAGGAGGAACCACUUAGUUUGAGCGAUAGCGGCGAUGUGGUCAAUUCAGUGCCUGUCUAUGCCAUACAAGCGAAUCCUGGUGUCCAGCCGGCGGGCACAACUGGCGCCGCCACCAGCGUCCUGGUUAGCACGCAGUCGGUGCCCGCGGAUCUGGCGCAUAAGAUCCGGCACAAGUGUCCCGAUUGCCCCAAAACAUUUAAGACGCCCGGCACGCUGAACAUGCACCGCAAAAUACACACGGGCGAAGCAGACGCCACGCCCAAAGAACGCCCCUACACGUGCUCCUACUGCGGCAAGUCCUUCACUCAAUCGAAUACACUAAAACAGCACACUCGCAUACAUACAGGUGAGAAACCAUUUAGAUGUGGCUUUUGUGGCAGGGCGUUCACUGUUAAGGAUUACCUGAACAAACAUUUAACGACUCACACGGGUGAAAAACCGUUUCAUUGUGGCUACUGUGAGAAGUCCUUCAGUGUGAAGGACUAUCUUACGAAACACAUACGCACACACACCGGCGAAAAGCCGUACACCUGUCCGUACUGUGACAAGCGAUUCACGCAACGCAGCGCACUCACCGUGCACACGACAAAGCUGCAUCCGCUCUAGGAUAGGCCCAGCGGUGGCCGGACCAUAGUUGACCCAAAGAAACCCACACAAGAUGAGAAUGUGGCCUAAAACAUAAAAGCAAAAAGAUAAAAAAAACUGAAACUGAAACGAACUGGAUUGCGACGAUUUAAUAAUUGGAGCAAGUGGAGCAACUGUAAUGAAAGACCUUUCUAAAGACGACAACAAUGAUGGGGCGGAUAGAUGGAUGUACGGAUGGAUGGAUCACAAGCAACCAACGACUGGCAAAUCUUCGAAGUGCUGCUAGACUCUAAAUUAGAAUUUUUACUAUCAAGCCGGAAAUGAAAAAAAAAAAAAAAAAAAAAACAAUACUUAUAGUAACAAAUUGUACUACAAUGGCGUUUUCUAUUGUUAAGUUCAUUCAAAACGAUAUUUGAUUUUCCUUUUAUUUUUAUAUUAUAUAUAUAUUUAUAUAUAUAAACUUUGUCAUGUCAUGUCUUAUAAGUCAUAAUUUUGUUAUUCUCUGAGAUUUUAAUGCAUAUUAUUUUGUAUCGUACUUGUUAAUCCUUUUUUUAUAGCGCACACUCACACCUGCGCACUCACACAGCCCCAAACCUACACCUACACCUAAAACUACAAUUACACCUAGACCCGCAUAUAUAUAUUAUUUAUACAUUAUUAAGAGAAGUAUAUAUUUUUCUAUCAAUUAUUCUUAUAUUUUUUAAACUUGUUUCAAGCUAAAACUCAUGUUGACGAUAUUUUUACCUACGCGCAAAACUUAAAUUAAUUUGUUUUAUAAACAUUUUGCACACUAAAUUCGAUCAAAAAAGAAGAAAAAAAAAAAAAAAAAAAACAACAAACUCUCAAGUUAUUUAUUCUCAUACUUGAAAAAUAUGAUACAUUUUUCAAAAUUUUUACUAAAAAAAUCCUUACAUAAAAAGGAAUGAAAAGAAACGCUUUUUGCUUCAUUUGCAUACGAGCAGGAUCUCGUUUGUUUGGCUUUAAAAUUAUUUACGAAUUAUAAAUUAUGAAAAUUGUUUAUAAAGUAAUUAAAAUUAUAAUUAAUAUUGCUUAGUGAUUUAUUUAAUAUUGUUUGUUUUUUACUUUUUUCUUUUCUUUUUUUUUUUAUCAAUUGAUCUGCUUAACUGGUUUUGUACAUUCUAAAUGAUAACCCGAUUUGUUUGUUAUAAAUUAUUUAAGUUCUUUUUUAAGCGCAUUUCGAAACGCAAGACAAAAAGUAUUUAAGAGCAAAUUUUAUAUAGAACGAAAAUGAAAUCUAUGCAAAACGCAACACAGCUUUACGCGCCAAACUAGUUUAAAAAAAAACAACAACAAUAUAUAUACACAUAAAUCUAUUAACAAUUUUUGAUAAACUAAGCUUUUAAAAAACAAAACACAACUAAAACAGUCGUAACGUAACAAGCUUAUAUACAUAUAUAAACAAAUAUAUAUAUAAUAAUUGUUUUUGUAAUAUAUGAUAAUAAUUAAUAGUUUUUUUGAACAAGAUUUAAAAGAUUUUUAAUCAAUCAAUUUACUUGCAAGUUGUAUGUACUAAAAACUAAUUACUAAUUUAACUAAACUGUAGCAAAUGGAAAACAUAAAAACAAAACGCAACCAAAACCAAUUGUAAAUUUUUACAAAGCAGAUAUAGUGUUAUAUAAAUGUAUAAUGUACAUCUAAUAUUAUAACUAUAUAUUAUUAUUAAUACACUCAAACAAAAAGUCUACCUACACACACUCACAUACACACAUAUAGGCACAGCAACAAAAACAAAUGCGCAGCGCAUGUAAAACCAAAAUAAAUUCUAAGUAAUUAACUAAUUAUUGUAAUUUUUAUUUAAGUUUUAAUAAACCAAGUUGACGAUCAAAAGCAACCAAAAAAACAAAA